UGACACCACUUUAAAGAUGGAGGGUUAUAUAUUAGAGAUGGAGAUAUAUUAAAGUCUUUCAAAUCCGAUUGCGUUUUUAUUGCUGGUGUCUGGCCUCUUCUCCUUUAAAUGUUUCGGGGACUUUGACGGGAUGGCCAACACGGCGACGGGAGCCGUCUCUUCCAGGCGAUUGGCUGGGCCGUGGGAAUAUUCAAAUAGGCCCAUGAUUGAUUGGCCAGGAGCCGGUUUCAACAGCGCCGACUGGAGCGCUCAUUUCCAUUCCGACAUCACUCUCUUUGGCACGGAGCUCGGUCGGCUGCCGACAUGAAAAUCCAAGCGGCUGCGCACCAAACCUAAUCGCUGAAAUUAUCUCCCACACCAGCAGUCGGAUAUGUGGCGGAGGAGCGCUUAACGGAGACCAUCAAUGGAUGUUUAUCCGGAGGUUUCCCGUGCGCAUCGCGAAAUCACUGGCGAGAUCCGGAUCGGUUUUGCGGAGGAAAUACGCCUUCCGACCAGGAGAGCAGCCAAUCAGCCGCGGCGAACCAAAGACAAACCAGCCUUAUGAUCAGACAAAACUCUCAGGUUUAUCCAGGCUCAGUGCAGCCCCAGUGAACUAUCAUGCUGGCCUGUAUCCAGACACGGCAGAACCUCUCGUCGCAGCGUCUGGCUUGCACACCCAAAAGCCUCGAUGUUCCACCACCGCCAUUACUAUUGCCGGUACCGCCGCUGCAGCCGUGCGCUUCUAAAGGAAAAUCAGCGUCCAUGGUUUCUCGGUACCCUUCCCCUGCAGAGUUGGAUGCUUUUGCCCAGAAGACGGCCAACAGCCCACUGUCCAUCAAAAUCUUUCCAACUGAUAUCCGUGUGCCACAACACAAACAACUGAACAAAACAGUCAAUGGUUUAGACACCACAGGCCAACGCUACAGCCCCUACUCACACCCACAUUCAGGUGGCUACCAGGGCUUGCUGGCCAUCGUCAAGGCCUCUGUAGCACUCAGAGGUGUAGUGAAAAACUCUGAUGGCAAGAGGACUAAACAUGCAUACACCCAGACAUCAAUGGUACCAUACAAUAAUUCUCUCAAUAAUGGCUACACUGUUACGAAACAUGAGAAUAAAAGCUAUCAUAUAAGUUCAUAUCAACCCCCUGAUGCCCCUAUAGAGACACUUUGUUCUACCACUGCAAUGGCCUCCGGAGAUCACAGUGUAGUCCCCCAGUCUAAACUGGUGGACGUUCAAGGCCUGAUGAGGCAGAUAAACAGAGUUCCUCACAGCCAGGCACUGCAGCUGGGGGGCGAAGCACGACCCAGCCCCUCCCUGCAAGCCGUGGCUGCAGUGGCACAUGCAGACUUUGUCCCUGAGGUGCCGCCUCACAGUAGCCAGGCAACCUCAGGAGCAGUGGUCCCUACGCAGAGUGCGGACAGACCUGGGUACUUGGAGAAUGGGGACUACAUGAUGUGGCAGCACAGGCACUAUCGUCAGAUUAAGCAGCAGCAGGCCUAUGAACAGGGAACACUGAGGAUAUACAGUGUGCGUAACAGUGCUCAGGGAGUCAGGCAGUCUGCUUUGGCAUGUACCUCGCAACCGUUGUAUCAACCGCAUCCUCCCACUGUGGGCACAGGGCAGGAGUGGGUUAGCGGUUCCUCUAUGACCUGCGCAGCAAUGCAAGGACAACUCUCUGUUGGACAGUACUUUGUUCCCAUGUGGGACGGUGUUGUAGCCACGCCAAACAGCGACUGUUAUCCUUCUCAGGUGCUGGCAAAGGGUACGUGUGCCAUCAGGCCAAGAGACACAGGCCUUUCACAUCUCAUUCCUCAUCCAACUCUUCAUCACCACCAUCCACAGCUCCACGCCCCUCCUCAUACCCAGGCCUACAACCCAGAGCAAACCCUCUGCUGUGGGCCACCCAGUUCCAGUCUGUGCCACGCGGCAGCCCUCAGCAGCAGCCUACAGUCUCUGGAGUGCCUCAUCAGUGAGAUCCAGCCUCCCUGCAUCAAAGAGCGCAUGCUGGGCCGCGGGUACGAUGCUAUGGGGAUGCCUCAGGUGCUGGAGCACCACCAGCAGACCCACAUCCAGCUCCCAGUGUACAGAUAAGACACGGAGCAGCCACACAACAGGACACGGAAGCAACAAACCUUUUUUAUAGACAAUGAAGUAUGUCAGUUUAGGAUACUAUGAGAAUAAGAGGAUGCCAUUUUUUUUUUAGUUCAUGCAUGUCCUGUAUUUGUAGAAGGCUUUUUGUUUCGAAGCCUAAUUGAUAAUCAUUACUUAACCCACAAGUUUGGACUUUUGAUGUUAUAUUUUUACAUCAUAAUCAGUCAUCAAAUAUCAGUGCUGUUUGUCAUAAUCAGAGGUGAAUGUCUUUGGGAAUUUUCAGAUGUUUGGACAUGGAAUGUACAGCAGCAGUGUUUGUUACAUAGACAUGGCCCAUUUCACUCCCCAUGAUCCGCAUUAAAGAAAACACUAACCGUUGUUAGCAUUAACAUGUGGUCAGCAUUUAGUGAUUUACAUUACCAUAUGUGGUCACAUUGUUAUGCUGCAUAAUAUUUACCCCAGAAGUUGUAAAUUGUGACUCGAAAUGAUGUUACACCUGAGCUAAAUGAGCUCCAUUUUCCCCACAACACCACAAGUUGGAAAUUAAGAUGGACGCAUCCAGGAUUUUGGAGUAUAAAGUGCUACAAAAAAGCAGUUCACCCAAAGAUCCCCAUGGAAGAGUAGAGGUGGUGCAGAUGCUACAUUAAUGUUUUAAUUUACUGUUCCAUUUGUAGCAUGGUGUCGCCAGUCAUUGGCAUUAGCAACAUAUACAAGGUUAGCCAAUAUUGGCAGCACCAGUUGAUAAUAUUAUGCAGUAUUUCAUGCA
Messenger RNA from Thalassophryne amazonica, 2836 nucleotides. RefSeq names its product protein FAM222A. The coding region runs from base 598 to 2070 and encodes 490 amino acids. NCBI's taxonomy places the organism in Eukaryota, Metazoa, Chordata, Actinopteri, Batrachoidiformes, Batrachoididae. The transcript has 3 exons. The record is from RefSeq and is a predicted model, not a curated record.